AUGCAUCCUGUGCACAUUGUGCCGGGGGGCGUCGACAAUGCGCCGCUCGCCACGUUUGCGGCACUCGAUGCACCCCUCGAUACCCGAAAGCGUGCACACGAGCUCGUGGAUGCCGUGCUCGUGUGCAGCGAUACGCUGCACUUUCGUGCCAGCGUCCCCAGGCACUGGGACACGCGCGUCUCGCUCCACCGCGUGUCGGAUUGGCAGACGCGAAUGCAGCCGCGCGUACACGUACAUCCGAGCCACGGAGCCCUCUUGGACGUGUGCGCAGGCACAGAAACGCUCGUAACGAUACCCCUCGUGGCGUCGGCAUGGUGCCUGACGGCCCUGUCUCUCUCCAUCCUGCACGUGGACGCUCAUCUCGCCUGGGACGACCACGAUGUACGCCUGCGCGUCGAUGUCUUUACAACGAGUGCCUGCUUUCGACCGCAGCCCCCUGAUAUAGCUGAGCAGCUGCGUGCGGUGGUGGAACAUGCGAACAAGAUGGACCUCCCUCCCGUGGACGAAGUCGGCGGCGCGGCGCUCGUAUACGAGAGUCUCUGUCGCCGCGAGAUGCGCUCCGAGACGCGCAUGCCGCCAUGCGAGCAGCCGCGCGCACUUCUCGCACAUCUGCUGCCGUUUCAGCGCAGAUCUGUCAGCUUCUUGCUCGAGCGAGAAGCGCCCGCCGCUGAGCGGCAGUCGCUGCGCUCCGAAUGCGGUCCGUGGUGGAUUCGUGUCCACGCAUCGCUCUACUUCCAUGUACUCACAGGUGCGAUGACGACGGAGGCGGCUUUGGCUGCGGCCGAUCCCAUUCGCGGUGCCAUCCUGGCGGAGGAGAUGGGACUGGGCAAGACGAUCGAAGUGCUCGCCCUCAUCUUGGAGCAUACGUCACGACACCGUCACGAGCUCCCAUCGUACUGGGAUGCGGCGAAUGAGGCACAGGUCCAGCCGGUGGGCACGACGCUCAUCGUCUCGCCCGAAACACUCCGGCGGCAGUGGCUAGACGAGCUCGCGAUGUAUGCGCCCUCUCUGCGUGUCUACUCAUACACGGGUCACAAGGCCGCCGCAGAAGAUGCAGGAUCGUCGUGGGGCGAUUGGGCGAGCCAGUGGGACGUGAUGGUCGUGUCUUUCGAGACACUAGCUCGUGACUUGGCAGCCUCGCAUGCGGCGCCCGUGCGCAUGUUGCGACAGCCGUCCAAGUACGAGCGGCCGCGCAGUCCCCUCGUGCAGCUCGAGUUUUGGCGCGUCGUGAUGGAUGAGGCACAACUGGUGGGCGGCAACGCGGCGCGCACGAUGGGCAUGAUUCGGCGGCAAUGCAGUCUGGCCGUCAGCGGCACGCCUGUGCGACGCCUCGCAGACCUGCGCACGUCGCUGUGGUUCUUGGGACUGGCGCCAGCAGGUCCACCGCGCCUGUGGAAACGCAUUCUGAGCGCGGCAUGGGCGCCGUACGUGGGCCGCGUGUUGUAUGAUGUCGGCAUUCGGCACACCAAGGCGCAAGUGGCGCCGGAAAUGGUGCUGCCCAUGCAGACGCGAUACCUCGUGCCCGUGGACUUUACGCACGUCGAGACGGCCUUCUAUCGCGACGUGUGGCACGCGAGUCUGGCGGCGUUGCGCCUCGAUGCCGACGGGGCGCCGCAGCAUGAUACGUGGGAGCUAGAUACCUCUGUCCUUCGCGCGCAGCUUCAGCGCCUACGGCAAGCAUGUACACACCCGAAUGUGGCUCUGCGCGGCGGGCAUCUUCUUGGCAGCGACGCAGGCACGUCAGUUUCGAUCAAUUUACGCAGCAUUGAGCAGGUGCUGGCCCAGAUGAUCGAGGCGACCAAGCAGGACUUGGGCGCCCACAAACAUGCGCUCACUUCGUCCCGCAUCUACCGCGCCUCCAUCUUGCUCUUUGCCCCGUCGGGCGAGCUAGAAACCACGCCGUCCGGCGCCUCACACCCCGACCAAGUGGCGCUGGCCGACGCUGUGCAGCGGCAGGGCCGUCGGAGUGUGGCGCGUGAUCUACUCGAGACGCUCUUACCUCAUGUUGAGGCCCAGAUGGAAGCAUUGGAGGAAGAGAUCCGCGCAGCGCAAUCACAGGGUCCCUUGUACGCGUUCAGCGCUGAGGAGCUGGAAUAUUUGGCUCGAUACCACCAUGACUUGCCGGCCGAUGCGCCGCAUGAAAAGCUGCGCCUUCGUCAGCAAUAUACGAGUGCGCUGCGAAGUCGGCAGCGGCAUUGGCUGCAAGUGAUGCACCGGAUCCAGCAAUUCAGCGGACACUGUUUCUUUCAGCUCGGCGAAAGCGUCAAGCAAGAAAAGAGCAGCGAGGAUGUCAAGCCGUACGCUGCGAUGGAAGAGGCGGCAUAUCAGGCCGCAGAGCAGACACGGCAACGUCUCUUGGCCGAGGCACGUGGACACGUCGAGCAGUGUGUCGAGGCGCUGGAGCAGCAUCGCAUGGAUGCUCAGCAGCUUUUGUCCCUAGCAGUGCCGGCCGCUCAGGGUCUGGCAGGUCGCAGCGUCCUAGACGACGUGGAUGUGAUCCUGGACAAGCUGCGUCUUCAUGCCCACGUAGUGCUGGACUGGCGAAGUCAGAUCCAUGCGCGACUCGAAAAGCCUGUGAAUCGCGAGGUCAGUAAGGAGCGGGCAGACGACGACGUGUACGCUGAGAACCUGGAUGCCCAGAUCGAGGCGGAAACCCUGCUGGAAAUGUACCGCCCUCUCCUGGCACAGCGUGAUGAGCUCCUGACUGGCCGUAUUGCUCUGGGCGCCACUGCACGGCCACAGCUGUUUGUCGAGUUGGAUCGCGAGUUGCGUGCGGCGCGCCUGCGGCGGUUUCAGCAAGACGAGGAGGAGGAGGAAGAAGACGACGAUGUGCGGCGCGUGAAGCGGCUUCAACUCCAGCAUUUUCGCUCGCUCGAAGAGGCGCGCCGCCCAGCUAUGCUCCCUCCGGACGCCGAGCCGCUAGGGGCGCUCUUAUCGUCUCUCAAAGAGGCGCGCGAUGCAGCGACUCACCGUGAUGCCCAGCUGCUGACGACCAUGUGCACGGCGCUGCAACACCUGCUGCGCGACCAGUUGGCUGUGCUCGAUGCACUGCGCAAAGAGCAGGCGCUGUUCCAGACAUUGUUCAAUGCGCGUGCGCUGUACUUUAAGCAAGUCCAGGAACUGUCUGAUCAAGUGCAAGAUCCUGAGAUGCCCCAAGGCGCGUGGCCGAGUCUGUUUGCCAGCUUGGCGCAGGAACGCACAGCUCGACAAAAGAUGGGCGCCACAGAGGGGCGGCUCCGAUACCUGCACCAUGUCAAGCACAUGCACAACGAAAGCAUGAGCGAUACGGCAUCCGAGGCGCGGCACUGCUACAUUUGCACCAACAUCAUUGAGACGGGCAUUCUCACCAACGCAUGCGGACAUUUAUGCUGUGAGGCCUGCUUUCAGGCUUGGAUGGGGCAUGGUCACCGCACAUGUCCCAUGUGCAAGACGCGCCUGACACCGCGCGAUGUCCAUCGAGUGGUAUACCGCACGCGGCAGUUGAGUAUGGCGCCGACCGGGCUUCGACCGGCCGAGUCGACGUCGUUCCGGCAGCUGGCGCCUGACACACGGCAUGCCAUCGAGGCUGUGGGCAUCGAAGGUGGAAACGGCAGCAAACUCGAUCUACUUAUGCGGCAUUUAUUGUAUUUGGAUCGCACGACGGGCGAAAAGAGCCUGGUGUUCUCCUCCUUCGCACGUGGUCUCGACUUGGUGGCCGAGAGCCUGACGCACCAUGGCUUGGCGUACGUGCGUCUGGAAGGCUCAGGGGGCAAGCGUGCAAGUGCGGCGAUUGAAGCCUUUCAGCACGCGCCUGAUGUGCGUGUGCUUCUCCUUCACAGCGAGGCGCAGUCCGCGGGACUCAACCUGCUGGCGGCCACGCAUCUAUUCCUCCUGGAACCGCUGCUAAACCAUGCCAUGGAGCUGCAGGCCAUUGGCCGUGUGCAUCGCAUCGGACAAACUCGGCCGACGCAUGUAUACGGCUACAUGGUGCAUGACACGGUAGAAGAGCGUAUCAUGGCGCUCGCUGCCGAACGAUCUCAGUCACUGUAUUUGGACGUGCCAGACAAGGAACAAGAUAGUGCGCUGGUCCAAGCCGCUCAGCACGUCGCUGCCCAGGAUGCCACGCGGGAUACGCGGCGCGGUGAUCUGGUGGGAUCGACAAGCGAUUUACUGGCGUGCUUGUUUGCUCAGCACAUUGGCAGCAAGCGUGGGACGUAA
This is a messenger RNA of Malassezia restricta, 4197 nucleotides long. RefSeq names its product E3 ubiquitin-protein ligase SHPRH. Bases 1 to 4197 code for a protein of 1398 amino acids. Lineage: Eukaryota; Fungi; Basidiomycota; Malasseziomycetes; Malasseziales; Malasseziaceae. Gene Ontology annotation, biological process: protein polyubiquitination; DNA damage response. Gene Ontology annotation, cellular component: nucleus. The record is from RefSeq and is a predicted model, not a curated record. The transcript has a single exon. Gene Ontology annotation, molecular function: ATP binding; metal ion binding; ATP-dependent chromatin remodeler activity.